CGGUUGGACUGGUAGCCGACCCCAACAUAGUUGGGAAAAGGCUAGGCCAAUGAUGAUGUAAGAUAUUGUAUCAAAAAGGAGAAUAUUGUCAACUAUCAAAACAUUUAUUUCGUACAAAGCUUUAUAGGUAAAAAUUCAAAGCCCGUGUAAUCAAAUUCACUCACGAACAUGUUAAAAUCACAUCGAUAAAAGCAACAACACUACAACAAAACCUAUCUCCCAUCAAACGUAGAAAUGGCGUGAACGCGAUGAAAACAGAUGAAAUAUCUAGGUAUUUAAAUAAUGUGACAAAUGCUAUAAUUACCCCUACAUUAAACAGAUACUAUCGUAAUUGUUUAAACUUACACCAACAUUACGGAGAUUUAAUCGUGAUAUAAACUUGUCUAUAUUUACAAGUUGAGGUGGGCUCAUCGGGUAGUGUCGGGUGGACCACAAAUGUAAAAUGAAACUUUUUAUACUAUGUGCGUUAAGCUGUUGUGUUGUAUCGGUUCGCGCGUUGGGAUUGCUAGGUCCAGGUCAAUGGCUAGUGCUGAACAUCUUGGAGUGCGAGGACCCUGAGCAGUACCCGAUGGUCUUCGACGCGUAUAGGAGGAAGCUGAACCGGACUCACGAUUGCUUCACCGGCACAUUCGAUUCGCCUUAUGAGGUCAACUCUAGUUACGCAAUUGCAGUAGACGUAUACAAGAAAAUGGACGGCGGCUUUAAGUUUUACCAGACGAUAAUGGACGAUUGUGUGUGUACGUUCUUAAUGCAACAUGCCAAGGAAAAUAUACAGCGCAUACUGUCUAUGUCGGGAGUUGACCCGCCCGACUGUCCCGUAAAACCAGGUUUCUACUCAGUUGAGAACUUCGUCAUGGACUACACAGAGUUACCAUUGAACGGCGUGUACGGAACUUAUGAAGUAGUCGUGUUCUUAACGCUUGACGGAAGGAAGAUGAGCUGUAUUAAGGGUCACCUGCUUUUCGAGAACUCCGAUGAUGAUGAUGAAGACGAUGAUUAACUGGAAUGAACUGUUAAGCUUCGACGUAUUGAUAUAAAUAUAUGACUUAUGUGAAUAAUGCCUUAAAUAAAUGUGAUUGAAUUUCAUGAGUUUGCUUUGAGUAUACUUCAAAUGUUAAUAACAAUUGUUUAAAGAAUUUACUAUUGAUAUAUGUAGGUAUUGUCCUCAGAAUUCGCUCCCCCUCCCGAGAAUUCCGGGGAAGGACUGGUUACUGUCAAACUCUUACUGAAUAAAUCUCCGUGCAACGAUUUGUGGUUGGUCGAUGCGUGGCAAUACAUA
Trichoplusia ni (cabbage looper) is the source of this 1279-nucleotide messenger RNA. RefSeq lists its product as uncharacterized. The transcript has 4 exons. Bases 443 to 1000 code for a protein of 185 amino acids. Lineage: Eukaryota; Metazoa; Arthropoda; Insecta; Lepidoptera; Noctuidae. The record is from RefSeq and is a predicted model, not a curated record.